Messenger RNA from Alosa sapidissima (American shad), 597 nucleotides. Its product is annotated as protein TRACHEARY ELEMENT DIFFERENTIATION-RELATED 7A-like. The transcript has 2 exons. The record is from RefSeq and is a predicted model, not a curated record. NCBI's taxonomy places the organism in Eukaryota, Metazoa, Chordata, Actinopteri, Clupeiformes, Clupeidae. The coding region runs from base 1 to 597 and encodes 198 amino acids.
AUGCACUGGCUCCUGGUCCUGCAGCCCCAUCCUCCAAACCCCACCCCAUCCCACUCCACCCCAUCCCACUCCACCCCACACAGCAGCCCCAUCCUCCAAACCCCACCCCAUCCCACUCCACCCCACACAGCAGCCCCUCCCUCCAAACCCCACCCCAUCCUACUCCACCCCACACAGCAGCCCCAUCCUCCAAACCCCACCCCAUCCAACUCCACCCCACACAGCAGCCCCAUCCUCCAAACCCCACCCCAUCCCACUCCACCCCACACAGCAGCCCCAUCCUCCAAACCCCACCCCAUCCCACUCCACCCCACACAGCAGCCCCUCCCUCCAAACCCCACUCCACCCCACACAGCAGCCCCAUCCUCCAAACCCCACCCCAUCCCACUCCACCCCACACAGCAGCCCCAUCCUCCAAACCCCACCCCACCCCACUCCACCCCACACAGCAGCCCCAUCCUCCAAACCCCACCCCAUCCCACUCCACCCCACACAGCAGCCCCAUCCUCCAAACCCCACCCCAUCCCACUCCACCCCACACAGCAGCCCCAUCCUCCAAACCCCACCCCAUCCCACUCCACCCCACACAGUUUCUAA